Molecule: messenger RNA, 3171 nt
Organism: Miscanthus lutarioriparius
Lineage: Eukaryota; Viridiplantae; Streptophyta; Magnoliopsida; Poales; Poaceae
Source: the annotation of a GenBank genome assembly
AUGGAGAUCAUGACCGGAGCGCUGGGCACCCUCCUUCCCAAGCUGGCCAAACUGCUGACGGAUAGAUACAAGCUUCAGCGACGCCUCAGGGGCGAGAUCAUGUUCCUGAAGGCAGAGCUGGAGAGCAUGCAAGCAGCUCUUGAGAAGGUGUCAGAUGCUCCGGUAACUGACAACCAGGUGAGGAUCUGGGCCCGGGACGUGAGAGAGCUGUCCUACGACAUCGAGGACAGCAUCGACAGAUUCAUGGUGUGCGUUGACACUGAUCCAUCAGCACCAGCAGAGCUACAUGGAUUCAGGGGUUUCAUUCAGAGGAGUUUGAAACUGCUGACGACUGCUAACACCCGCCAUAGGAUCGCCAAAGAUAUCAGAGGCAUCAAGGUGCUCGUCAGGGAGGUGGCUUCAAGGCGCGAUAGAUACAGCACUGACAGCAGUGUCUCUUCCAUCAGAUCUGCCGCCACAGCGACAGUAGUUGAUCCCCGUUUAAUUGGUCUCUAUGAAGAGGCUAGAAAACUUGUUGGCAUCAGUGGCCCACAAGAAGAGCUAAAGAUGCUGAUGGAGCCAGAGGCCACAUCAUUGGAGGAUGGCCUGAAAGUAAUCUCCAUUGUAGGAGUUGGUGGUUUGGGUAAGACAACACUUGCAAAUGCUGUGUAUCAACAGCUUAGGGGACAGUUUGACUGCCAUGCUUUUGUAUCAGUGUCUCUUAGACCUGAUUUAAACAGGAUUCUCAGCAGCAUACUCCGUCAAGUUAGUGAACAACAUUAUUGCAGCACUGAAACGUGGCCUGUGGAGGAAAUUAUUGACAAAAUCAGAUUAUUCCUUGAUGAUAAGAGGUACAUUAUUAUCCUCGAUGAUAUAUGGGACAUUUCAGCAUGGAAACACAUCAAGUGCGCAUUAGUUCACAACUGUGGUAGUAGAAUAAUCACAACAAGCCGUGUACUAGAUGUUGCAACAUCUUGCUGCUCAGAGAUUGAUGGUACCAUAUAUAAACUAAAACCUCUUUCCGAUGAUGAUUCAAAGAAGUUGUUCUUCAAGAGAAUAUUUGGGUCUGAAAAUGGUUGUCACUCAGAACUGAAGGAAACAUCGGAGAAAAUUUUAAAGAAAUGUGGUGGAGUUCCAUUAGCCAUCAACACAGUAGCCAGCUUAUUGGCAAGUAAACCAAGAAAUAUCAACCAAUGGUACAAUGUCCAUAAUUCUAUUGGUACAGGACUUGAUAAAAGCCCUAGUGUGGAGAAUAUGAGGAAGGUAUUAUCUAUUAGUUAUUAUGGUUUACCUGUCCAUCUAAAACCUUGCUUACUGUAUCUAAGUAUAUUUCCAGAUGAUUACAAUAUAUCAAGAGAUCAAUUGAUACGUAGAUGGAUAUCUGAGGGCUUUAUACCAGGAGAAGAUGUGGUUACCUUAUAUGAACUUGGUGGAACAUAUUUCAAUGAACUCAUUAACAGAAGCAUGAUAGAACCAGAAUACAUCGACACUCAUGGCAGUAUACUAACUUGUCGUGUGCAUGAUAUGGUACUUGAUCUCAUUGCAUCUUUGUCAUAUGAAGAAAAUUUUUCGACCACAAUACCUUCUAAGCAGUCAACAUACUUUCACAAGAAAAUGCAUCGGUUAUCCUUUCAAAGCAAUGCAGAAGGACAAGCCAUACCGAAGGCAAUUAAGUUGUCUCAUUUGAGGUCACUCAUUGUCUUCCCUGGUUCUGCUAACUUACUGCCUCCUCUCUCAAGCUUCCAUCUAUUGCGAGUACUGGAUUUUGAAGGCUGUCAUGAUUUAGAAAGUUAUCAAAUUGAUGGUCUUGGCAAUUUGUUUCAUUUGAGGUCCCUAGUACUAAAGGAUACAAAUAUUGCAAAACUCCCAAAAGAAAUCGGUAAACUUCGUUGUCUGCAGACAUUGGACUUAAGGAAAACUAGCAUAAGUGAACUUCCAUCAACAGUUGUUCAGCUAAGACAGCUAGUGCGACUGCACGUUGACAAGUCAGUGAUGCUACCAUCUGGGUUUGGGGCCAUGAAAUCUCUGCAGGUCCUAUCAUAUAUUGGUGUCUGCAAAACCCCGAACCUAAUAACAGAGCUAGGUAACUUAAAUGAACUGAGGAUUCUCCACAUUUCACUUAGUGGUACAAGGCAUAUGAAUUGUGAGAAACAUUUAACUGAUUCAUUGAGUAACCUGGAAAAACUCCAUGAACUGUGUAUUUUAGGUGGCUUCUUAUCCAAAUUGUCAAUGUGGAUAAAUUCCUCUCUCUUAUGCCUCAACACCUUAGACAUGAAGCUCAAAACACUAACACAAGAAGAUUUCGAAAAUCUUGGGUCCUUGUGGUGUUUGCUUGAUCUCCGUCUUAUGGUGCUCAAAAUUGAACCAGAAAAGUUGGUUAUUGGAAUUGAUCAUGAAGAAUUCCAGUCUCUAGUUAAGUUCUCGUUUGUCAGUAAUGCAAUGAGGCUGCUAUUUGCACAGAAAGCUAUGCCAAGGCUUGAAAACCUUGAGCUUGGCUUUAGAGUUCAAGAGACUAAGGAUUUUGAUCUCGGCUUGGAGAACCUCUCUUCUCUGAGGUGUGCUAUGAUAAGAAUUGAUUGUGGGACUUCCAAUGCAUGUGAAGUAGAGCGGGCUGAUGCUACUAUUAGGAAGGCCGCAUUUGUGAAUCCGAAUCACCCUAGACUUGAUAUAUUCAGGCAUUUUGAGGCUGUUUUGAUACGGGAUGAUAGGAAGCUACAAAUCCCAGAUGAAACAAGGAAAACAGAAGAAGAGGCUAUGGUUUCAAAAAUGGGCCCAUGGGGUGGAAAUGGUGGUGAUACUUGCGACAUCAAGGUGAUACCACAUCAUUUGGAAAGUGUGAUAAUUUGUAGUGGUACAAUUAUCGACGCGCUUGCAUUUUCUUACUGGGAUAGAAACGGGCACCGGCACACAACACAAUUUUGGGGUGGCAUUCUUGGGAAUGUCCAAACGAUCGUCCUUGGCACUUCAGAAUAUCUCAUGGAAGUUUCUGGGACAACCGGCCCAUUCAGUGAUGUAUCAGAGGUUAUAACAUCACUUAAGCUUGUGUCCAAUGUACGUUGCUAUGGGCCAUUUGGGGAACCACGAGGUACUCGAUUCUGCUCUCGAGCAAAGAAAAAUAGUAGCAUUGUUGGAUUCUUCGGGCGCUCAGGGAACUACCUUGAUGCAAUUGGUGUCUACUUUCAUCCCAUCUGA